UUUUGCUCACCUAUAAGUUUGUUUGUAUUGAAGUGUUGGCUGAUAGAGCUGGACUUAGAAGAAGAUGUUUAUCUUACUGAUUCAUUGCUUGUUGCUUUUAUCAUUGGAAUCAUUAAGCCUGGCUGAAAAACCAGAAGGUAGGGCCUAUGUGUAACGCUGUGUUUUAGGUCACUUUUAGGCGCUUGAACAAGGGAAGAUGGUUUUAAACAGUCUGUGCCUAUUCUCAGUACUUAAUUUAAAAUAUUAGUGGAAUAAAAAAUCUAGAUUUAAGUUUAUUGUAUACUUAAUGCAAUAAAAAUUACCAUUAAUUAAUCUUCGGCUAUCAUUACGAGAAAGUUUUGAAUGGUUCUCUGACUGAUACUAUGACUGGAUAAAACAAAUGCUGAUAUACAGACCACAGGUAUUUUUUUAUAAAUCAUCCUUAUGUUGAUAUGGAGAGGACUGAGAGAUUAUCAGAAGACUUUAUCAAGCAAGUUGGUUUUGUUAGCAGUUAGACCCAUUUGUUUUCUAAAACUCAAAAAUAUCUCGGUGUCUGUUUCAACAGAAGACAGGGAAAGGCUGCUGCGUCUUCUGUACAUUAUAAAUGGCUACGCCGCUGGCGACAUGUACGACUCAAACAAUGAACUAACUGGCAACUUCCGUCAACUUGUCAUUCCAAUCGAGAAUCCAGUUUUUUAUCCAAGUAUCACAUUCCUGUAUGAAGAAGGAUUCUACAAUGAAUUAAUGUUUAGACAAGUUGUCGUUCUUCGUGACGGCCAUGAUGGGCAUGUAUACGCCAUCCCUUACAACUUUACUGGCAUGGACAGAGACAGAUUUGGAGAAUUUAACGUGACGCUCUUACAGGAGUUGAAGAGAGAAGACUACUACACAGUGCCAGAGUGCAAGUGGAUUUUUACCGAACUGACCAACACUGUCUUCCUCUCUAGCUGGCCUUUCUGUCAGAGUAUUGUAAAUAAUUAUAUACCAAUCUAUUUAUCUGCUUGGACCUGCGGAAUUACCGGCCUCUUCGUCAAAGAUGAUCCUGGCUACAGAGAUGUAGUGAAACCAAUAUUAUACUCAAUCACACAACGGUAUCCAUUAUUACCCUACAUGUUUGAGGGUGUGCAGAAUGUACAUGAUCCUUGUACUUAAAUAGGAGUUAUUUAAAUAAGAAAUAAAGAACAACGA
Molecule: messenger RNA, 1167 nt
Organism: Biomphalaria glabrata
Lineage: Eukaryota; Metazoa; Mollusca; Gastropoda; Planorbidae
Exons: 5
Coding region: 424-1131 (235 amino acids)
Source: RefSeq, a predicted model, not a curated record